GCGCGUCAGGCGCCCGCGCUCCCGUGCUGAGCCGCGGCGGAGGCGGCAGCAUGGAGGGCGAGAGCACGCAGGCGGUGCUCUCGGGCUUUGUGCUCGGAGCGCUGACCUUCCAGCACCUCAGCACGGACUCGGACACGAAUGCAAAGAAAUAACCUCUAUUGUGGCCUGGGUUUUUACAAGAUUUGGAGCACAUAGCAGCACGUUAAAAAAGCAGAUUCUGAAAUUGAAUCCCGACUCUUCAUUGUUUCAUCUUUGCCCAAUGUUUCAUAUUUUACACCAAUUUAAAUUUGGAAAUACCAAUCAUUGUGUCAUAUAGCUGAGAAACGUCCAGACUUCCAGAAGCAGGAAGGUUUUCUCAUUGGGGAAGUGAAAGGUGAAGCCAAAAAUAGCAUUACUGAUUCCCAAAUGGAUGAUGUGGAGGUUGUUUAUACAAUUGACAUUCAGAAAUACAUUCCAUGCUAUCAGCUUUUUGGCUUUUAUAAUUCUUCAGGUGAAAUAAAUGAGCAAGCACUAAAGAAAAUACUACCAAGUGUCAAAAAGAAUGUGGUAGGUUGGUACAAAUUCCGUCGUCAUUCAGAUCAGGUUAUGACAUUUAGAGAGAGAGUGCUUCACAAAAACUUACAAGAGCAUCUCUCAAAUCCUGAACUUGUUUUUCUGUUAAUAACACCAAGUAUAAUAACAGAGAGCUGCUCUACUCAUCGCCUGGAACAUGCACUAUAUAAACCUCAAAAAGGACUUUUUCAUAGGGUACCUUUAGUGGUUGCCAAUCUGGGCAUGUCUGAACAACUGGGUUAUAAAACUGUAUCGGGUUCCUGCAUGUCCACUGGUUUUGGCAGAGCAGUAAAAACACACAGGAACCUAAUGCUUUACAGAUCUGAAUUUUUUAAAGAUGAUGGAUCUUUAAAGGAGGUACAUAAGAUAAACGAAAUGUAUGCUUCAUUGCAAGAUGAACUAAAGAGUAUAUGCGAAAAAGUAGAAGAGAGUGAGCGAGCUGUAGAGAAACUACUGGAGGAUGUAAACAGAUUAAAACGAGAAAUUAAAAAAAGGAAACAGGCACAGAUUCAAGCAGUAGGAGAGAAGAAUAUCCCAAAAGACCCUCAGGAGAACAUUUUUCUCUGUCAAGCUUUACGGACCUUUUUUCCAGAUUGUGAAUUUCUUCAUUCAUGUGUUAUCUCUUUGAAAAGCAGACAUGUUUCUAAAAGUAGCUGUAGUACCAACCACGAUCUCAAUAUGGUAGACAACUUGACCUUAAUGGUAGAAUGCACUGACAUCCCUGACACUAGUCCAGUCAGUACACCACAAAUGAGUAAGCGUAAAGCUUUAGACGCAGAUGAUGGAUGGCAACUGAAGAAAUUACGGCUGUUAGAGAGAGAAAACAAACUAUUUAAAACAGAUGCUGAUAGUAGCAACCAAGCUAAAGCAUCUGCAAUGAGCAGCCCAGAAACAGAUGAAGAGAUUGAGAAAAUGAAGGAUUCUAUUGCAUAUCCACAAUCACCUACAUUUUGAUCCAUUGAGUCCAAAAUGAGAUUUUCGAUUUGAUUGAAAGGUCAAGCCAAGUGUUUCUAUUUAUACUAUAUUCUGCUACCUUCAGUAAUACAGAUAAGUUUGUUUCUACUAUAUUCAGACAUUUGCAGAAAUACAUAGGUAGUUUGUUUUUACUAUGUUCACUGGUGUGCAGUAAUACCUAGAGAAGUUCUAUUGCAUUUAUUUUAUAAAGCACUUUUUAAACAUCAGAUGCUUUUAUUUUGAAAUAAAAACUUUCACUAUUUAAAUAGA
Molecule: messenger RNA, 1776 nt
Organism: Oryctolagus cuniculus (rabbit)
Lineage: Eukaryota; Metazoa; Chordata; Mammalia; Lagomorpha; Leporidae
Source: RefSeq, a predicted model, not a curated record